Messenger RNA from Zerene cesonia (dogface butterfly), 1879 nucleotides. Its product is annotated as voltage-dependent L-type calcium channel subunit beta-3-like. Gene Ontology annotation, cellular component: voltage-gated calcium channel complex. The record is from RefSeq and is a predicted model, not a curated record. The transcript is spliced from 15 exons. Bases 191 to 1879 code for a protein of 562 amino acids. Gene Ontology annotation, molecular function: high voltage-gated calcium channel activity; protein binding. Lineage: Eukaryota; Metazoa; Arthropoda; Insecta; Lepidoptera; Pieridae. Gene Ontology annotation, biological process: regulation of voltage-gated calcium channel activity; neuromuscular junction development; chemical synaptic transmission.
CCACCCGAUUGGCCGCACAUGACAACUGUCAGAUAGACCCAGUGUUUUCAGGCACGGUGGAAAUUCAGUAAAAAAAGUGCAUACCGUUUAUAGUGCAGUGUACCGCAGUGACGUGACUGAUUUUUGUUUGUGGCAACAUUACGUGUGUUUCGUCGCGUGAUCGCGGCUCGGGCAUGUCCCUCUCCGUAGCAUGAGCGGUGCGCGCCCGCACGAGACUCGCGACGCGCCGCGCCAUCGCUCGCAACCUCACCCCCAGGGUGGUGAGAGGCGCGGGCGCGGCAAGCGGCCCUCCGGCAGCUCGGCGUCCUCCCUCGGCCGCGGGGCACUCUCCGACCCGGACCUCCAGAGCCGACUGCAGCCCAACCUCACAGCCUUCUGGGAGUCCUCGCCCACAUUGACGCUUAUAUCUUCGAAGGGCUCGGCGGAUUCAAACUACUCGCAACCGUCCUCGGAGCUGUCGUUGGACGAAGACAAGGAAAGUCAGAGACGGGAGAAGGAGGCGCAAGCCCUGCUACAGUUGGAUAAAGCGAGGUCGAAACCGGUGGCGUUCGCCGUGCGGACGAACGUGGCCUACGAUGGCAAGCUGGACGAUGACUCGCCGGUGCACGGCAGCGCCAUUUCCUUCGAAGUGCGGGACUUUCUACACAUCAAGGAGAAGUACGACAACAACUGGUGGAUCGGGCGGCUCGUGAGGGAGGACGCGGACGUCGGGUUCAUCCCGUCGCCCGUGAAGCUGGAGGCGGUGCGCGCGGGGCUGGCGGCGCGCGGGGCGGGCGGGCGCUACCCGCGGCCCCCCUCGGGGCUGCAGCACCCGCUCCCCAGCCGAGGUAGCACCCCCCCCACGCCCGGCGAGGAGUCGGACACUGCGGGGCGCGGGCGCGGGGCGGGGGCGCUGCCCGCGGGAAAGGAGAAGCGGAAGCCGUUCUUCAAGAAGCAGGAGGCGUGCACGCCAUACGACGUGGUGCCGUCCAUGCGGCCGGUGGUGCUCGUGGGGCCCUCGCUCAAGGGCUACGAGGUGACGGACAUGAUGCAGAAGGCGCUCUUCGACUUUCUGAAGCGACGGUUUGAGGGCAGGAUAAUAAUAACCCGCGUGAUGGCGGACAUAUCGCUCGCCAAGCGGUCGCUCCUCAACAACCCAUCCAAACGGGCGAUCAUGGAGCGAUCGAACUCACGAUCCACGUGUCUCGCAGAAGUGCAGACGGAAAUAGAGCGGAUAUUCGACCUGGCGCGUACACUGCAGCUGGUGGUGCUGGACUGCGACACCAUCAACCACCCCUCGCAACUCGCCAAGACCUCCCUCGCGCCCACUAUCGUGUACCUGAAGAUAUCUAGUCCGAAGGUGCUCCAGCGGCUAAUAAAGUCCCGCGGCAAGGGGCAGAGCAAGAACCUGUCGGUGCAGAUGGUGGCCGCGGAGAAGCUGGCGCAGUGCCCGCCCGAGAUGUUCGACCUCACGCUCGAUGACAACCAGCUGGAGGACGCUUGUGAGAAGAUCGCCGAGUAUUUAGAGAAGUACUGGCGCGCGACGCACCCGCCGGCGGCCGCGGCCACGGCGCGCGCGCCCGCGCUGCACCCCGCGCACCCCGCGCACCCCGCACACGCCGCGCACCCCGCGCACCCCGCGCACCCCGCCGCGCACGCGCAACCUGAACCCCCUGCUCACUCGGGAGGACACCGGGAGAGGUCCGACUCCUACAAUUACGAGAGGGAGAGAGGCGGCAGGUCGCGCGCGGCGCGGCCGGAGCGGCUCGAGGAGGAGUACUACCCGCGGGAGCAGUACCACCGGUACCCGCGCGACUACCCGCGGGACUACCACGAGGGGUACGCCACCGACAUUCGCCGUUCACCGAGCUGUCCGAUCAAUUUUACGUCGAUACUCUAA